AUGAGUUCGGCGCCCUCCUCCACCAGUCGCAUCCAUGCCACCCCUGUGGAGAAUGCAUUUCCCACUCCACCCACCGGCGAGACCAACCCUAAUGCCACCUACCGCCUGAAAGGCAGACUCUCUCCUGCCCCACAGCGGCUCCUCAAUGUACAACGCGCCCAAUCGACACCUCCAGAGAUCACCCACGCCUAUCAGUUCGGCACUUUGACCAAGACCACGGACAGUCAGCUCUCCGACGUGGCUACACUGGAAAAUUCCUGGCAGCGCUUGAACACUUCCAAAAAGAGGAGCCAGUACUACAGCGAUGCUUUUGCCUAUCGAGAGAUCAACAACACCGCCAGAGAGCGUGUGACAAAGGACUUUGUCAUCGUCGCGGAGAUCAAAACCAACUGCUACGUUGAAUUGGAGAAGGACUUCAUGAUUGACUUGUCUUUCAGAUUGUCUGAGAUCUACCAACGCCCGGCCUCCUGCAUCAUGGUCAUUCUCAAUACCGAAGUCACAAUGCUUUUGGCAGGCACGUUGGAGCCGGCCUAUAGUCUCAACCUCACCGCUUUGUCCUCUGAAAUCGCAGCCACCAAGAACAAAAGGAGUGCCUUCUUACUUCAAGAAUUCAUGCUGGACAACCUAGACAUUCCCCCAAAGAGAGGCGUGGUGAGAUUUGAGACCAUGGCUGAGGAAAACUUUGCAACCAAUGGCUUGACUGCGCUGCAGGAGAUCGAAGACCUCGAGCGCCAGUCCAUGGAUGACGAUUCCAGAUUCCGUGCCAUGAGUCGUCAGAGCCGCAGGGCAAAGAAGUCGAGCAGCGGUGUACCCAUGUUGGCUGAAAGAGUUCGUGCUGGCCUGCCCUCUUUGCGAACCGGGACGCCUUCUCACCAGCACUACGCCACCAUUGCAACCGACAGUAACCCAAAGUCAACCGUCACGAGCGCGCCAUUGCACAAGAAAGUCAAGAGCAGGAAAAGUAUAUUAGCCUUUUUCAAGAGAUGAUGUCUCUUUGCCGUAUCGAGUCUAGAAAAGCCAGUUCUACUUCAUCCAUCCCUAUGUACACAGAGAGGGGGCAUGGGCACCCUUUGAUAGAGUUAUGUCAGGAUGGGCU
Messenger RNA from Exophiala mesophila, 1096 nucleotides. RefSeq lists its product as uncharacterized. NCBI's taxonomy places the organism in Eukaryota, Fungi, Ascomycota, Eurotiomycetes, Chaetothyriales, Herpotrichiellaceae. The transcript has 2 exons. The record is from RefSeq and is a predicted model, not a curated record. Gene Ontology annotation, molecular function: phenylpyruvate tautomerase activity. Bases 1 to 987 code for a protein of 328 amino acids.